UCUGACAUAGCCAGCCUCCCCAUCCAGAACUGAUUCAGCUUUGCGUCAUAUCGACUCUUUCUGGAAUUUUCGACAGAUUGAUCUCUGCACAGUGAAUUGAAACCUUUCAAAAUGAACUUCCUGGCUCAAGCGUUUGUCUCUUCUGUGUGUUUUACGGCACUUCUUCAUGUCUCUGUGGGACAGUCAGACUCUCAGUGUAUGGUGGACAUGGGCAAGUGUACCAUGGUGUACAAAACAGCCACGGCUCAACGGUUUGGCAACGUCAACGGUCUCGUCGAACUUUGUUCUAAAAGACAGGAAGUGCUCGAUUGCCUGAACAAUGUUGAAGGUGGCCAGGAGUGCAUGUCAGCUGUGAACACCGUUAAGGCUAACAUUGAGGACUUACUGGUCAAGUCCAAAGUCUGUGAGAAGAUCGGAGAAAUAGAGAAGUAUUCUGAAUGCUUUUCCAAGCCUGACAUUACAAGUCGAUGUCCUCCAAAAAACAAAGUAGACCCAGAAAACAUGUGCGAAAAUCUUGAAGAGGAUACAAUGUGCUUGGCGAAGAGGGUGAAGGACAUUUGUGGCGAGAAGCAGAGCGAGGUCAUGUACUUCCUGUCUCGAGCCAUCGCAAGGAACAUUGCAAACGCUCAAGGAAAGACUUGCUCAGGACUUGGAACUAACAGUGUGGACAAGUUGGUUUCGGUGUCCAUGGUUGUCCUGGGACUGCUCUCCUUGUUUGUUGGCACUCUGGCUGUUAACUAAGGCUUACCCUAUGACCUUCAGUCUGUGUAACUGGUCACAGGGUGGAUCUUCCCAUUUCUGGCCUGCUUGUUGAAGCUGAUAGACUUACUGUCAAACAUUCUAUGUCUUUAUAUGUAUUUCUUCAUUGCUCAAUCCUCUUUGGGUUUAUCGUAUCGGUGGACAUUUGACGGAGGAGGACAAUUCGAGUGUGAACAGACGCCAUUUUGCAAAGUGAUAUGAAGACCCACCAACUACAGCUAGUUUCUAAUGUUGACUUUGAUCCAUAUUUUUUAUCUGACAUUUUUAACCAGUGUUAUUCAGUGUUUAUAUACAUUGAACUAAUGUGCUGAGGUGCGCUGAGGUGUACUGAGGUGUGCUGAGGUGCACACAGAUGUGCUGAGGUGCGCUGAGGUGUGCUGAGGAGCAUGCCUGGUGUGUGCCAUAUAUAUUCUUGUCAAUGAAACCUGUGUGUGUGUUUUUUUUUUUUUAUCACAGAGUUGAUGACAAAAAAAAAAAUCUUACCAUUUUAAUGUUUCUUUGUGCCAUUGCAGAGCUAGGCCUAUUACUUAACGCGUCUGUGUGUACUAGUCGGCUUGUAACUUAGUGAGCCUAUUUAAGUAGGUGUUAGCAGUGAACUUAAAUGUAAAAUAGGCAAGUUUUGUGCAUUUGAUUGUGAUUAAUGCAUGUUACAAGAGAGGUUCAUCUACAUUUGUGUCUCAGUAUUCGCAAGUUUGCAGAAUGGAUAUGGUUACAACAUUAUUUUCCUUCUUGUGUGUUUGUCACUUAGUGUCAGGGUCAAUCUACCUGCUGACUUUUAUUUAAACUUUAAUAAAAUAUGUAAUCCUGAGUCGGCUAAGUUGGUAAAUACACAUAGAUGCCCUUGGGGACAUGUGCCACCAACUUUUCUGGGGCACUUUUGAGAAAUGCAGAUGUAACCAAAAAUUUAGGUUUGGAUCUUCACAGCAAAUAGUGCGUCAUUACUAUUAAUAUUGUUUUAUCAGAAAAUGGAAACAUCUGAAGACUUCAUUCAGAUUUUUUGUCAGGGAAGGGAAGACUCGAAAUUGAUUAAUUACUGAAUAGGGGCAAGUACAUGUACUGUAUAUACACAUCUGUAUAGAUAUAUGUAGAGAGAGUUAGGCAGAGAGAGAAAGCUUCUUGCAGGAUUUCUGAAAGGUUUCAUGGGUUUGUUUUUUUUUUUAUUGUACUCUGAGAGCAAGCUACGGCUGUUAUAGAUUACAAGCUAAGGCUAUCCUAUAUUACAAGCUAAGGCUAUCCUAGAUUACAAGCUAUGGCUAUCCUACAUUACAAGCUAUGGCUAUCCUACAUUACAAGCUAUGGCUAUCCUACAUUAUAAGCAACUCAUUUUCUACAUGUAUAGUCAUAGAGGAAGUAAUGAAAAAACAGCAUGACUCAAGUACAUGUAAUUAGGUAUGUGUUAUUUUGUUGGUCACUCUACCUUGUGUGUUAAUUAGCUUUUCUGUGUGUAAAAUGGCUACUUGUCUAACUUCAGGUUCUAACUGUUGUUGCCAUGGUUUCUUAUUUCCUUUUAACAGAAAAAUGCGGUUACUGUUUGUAUAUGUGUUAAAAAGCAAAGAAUCAAAAAACAAAUUCAGGUCUUUUUAUGAUGGCCAAACUAUGCAAUUUUGAGGUUCCUGUAUUUUUUACACUACACAUGUACCUUUAUAUUACAAGAUAUCAGUACAUACAUAUACCUGUACAAGUGUCACCUGGUGAGAUGUGUUUAAAUGGUACAUGUAGAAGUGUCACCUUAUGAAACAUGUUUAAAUGGUACAUGUAUGCAAUGUCUCUAGUGGUACACAAACUUCCCCUUUUUGUAUAACGCAGUUUAGGUUUUUAUUUCUAAUUUUUCUAUGUGUUUGUUUUUUUUUAAACCUUUGUAUACACUUUUUUUAUUACACAUUUUAUAUGAGGUGUGGGCUCCCUUUUUGUAGUAAGAGUAUAUUACUUGUAUUAGUAUUUUGUUUUUGUUGUUAGUGUAUAGGUUGAUGUUGACGGACUAGUGAUGUAGGACUAUAUUUACACUCAUAGAAAUCAUGGUUCUUUAAAAGUCAGGGCCAGGUUCUUUUCAAACCCAUCAUGUCAGAAAAUGCUUUUUAGUGUUAACAACUAAACAUUUUCUCUCCAAAGCUGAACAAUCUUUGACCUGUACAGCAUCAAAUCUAAACACUUUGUCCAAAGCUGAACAGCCCAUGCCCAAAUCUGAACAACCCCUGCCUGCCCAAGCCUUAACACUUUUGGCCCAUAGCUUUAACAGUCCCUAUCCAAACUGAAACAAUCUUCGUUCAACAGUCUGAACUUUCUAGACAAUUUGCAGUUGCAUCCGUGUUGGAUCUUGCGGCCAUGUUGAGUUUCUAACAAAAGAAUUUCAUGGCCUAGUGCACAUAUUGCAAGGCACGCUUCAGGAGAGUCCGUGAAUUGAUUUGUAAGAAAUCAAACAAGUGCAAAGUUAAUUGACAUUUUUUAGAAGUUUUUUUUUUAAAUAGGUUUUUGGUGUGGUAAAGUUUUGUAAAUUUACAGUUUUUGCUAUUUUCAUCCAAAGCUUGAACACAUGUACAAUGUCACAGUGUUUCAUCUUCUCCAGCAUAAGUUGUUGAAGGA
Messenger RNA from Liolophura sinensis, 3339 nucleotides. RefSeq lists its product as uncharacterized. The transcript is spliced from 8 exons. The record is from RefSeq and is a predicted model, not a curated record. Bases 112 to 741 code for a protein of 209 amino acids. NCBI's taxonomy places the organism in Eukaryota, Metazoa, Mollusca, Polyplacophora, Chitonida, Chitonidae.